AUGUCCAGCCCAAGUCGAAUCUUGCGGACCAAACCCUCAUCUUGUAUAUCUCACCCUCUUAUUGAAACAUGGCCAGAACUUCCACUCCCAAUGCACCCAUCUGUAACCCCCUUCUUCUUUCCUCCCCUUGACCAUGUCUGGCCUCCAUCUCCGUGA
Messenger RNA from Bipolaris zeicola 26-R-13, 156 nucleotides. RefSeq lists its product as uncharacterized. Bases 1 to 156 code for a protein of 51 amino acids. Lineage: Eukaryota; Fungi; Ascomycota; Dothideomycetes; Pleosporales; Pleosporaceae. The record is from RefSeq and is a predicted model, not a curated record. The transcript has a single exon.